GGUAUCUGUAAAAACAAAAUAUUUGUUUGUGGUGAAAUCGGCGUCUUCGUCAUUUCGUUGCGGUUGUGUUAUUUCCAGUAAAACAUUGUAAAAAUGUUGUUUUGUAAAAUCUAAUCUGAGUAUUACAUGUUUCGUCUUCAUAUCGAGGCAAAUCGCGUACAGCGUUGAUCGCUCGCGUUUCAUAAAUACGACUGCCAAGAUGGCUGAUAUAAAGGCAAUGUUCAAUAAGAUGAACCAAAAUGGGACAGGGGACGCCCCAGCCCCCAAACCCAAAGGCAAUAAAAACACCAUAGAGAAGAUAUACCAGAAGAAAUCACAGUUGGAGCAUAUAUUGCUUCGGCCUGACACAUACAUUGGGUCGGUGGAGCGGGCCACCGAGAAUAUGUGGGUGUUUGAUAAAGACAAGGAGUGCAUGGUGCAGAAGGAGCUGAAUUUUGUGCCUGGUCUCUACAAAAUAUAUGACGAAAUUUUAGUAAACGCAGCUGACAACAAACAAAGGGACCCCAAGAUGGACGUUAUCAAGAUUGAUAUCAAUCAGGAGCAGAACACCAUUUCAGUGUACAACAAUGGCUGUGGCAUCCCCGUAGUGAUGCAUCAGGAAGAAAAAAUGUAUGUCCCCACAAUGAUCUUUGGACAUCUCUUGACAUCUUCAAACUAUAAUGACGAGGAAGAAAAAGUGACAGGCGGUAGGAACGGCUAUGGAGCCAAGCUAUGCAACAUAUUCUCUACAAAGUUCACAGUCGAAACUGCUUCAAAACAAUACAAGAAACACUUCAAACAGACUUGGGGUUCCAACAUGACGAAAGCUUCAGAGCCAAAAAUCAAGGAGUCCGGUAAAGAUGACGAUUUCACAAAAGUGACAUUCAGUCCUGAUUUAGCUAAAUUCAAAAUGGAUAAAUUGGAAGAUGACAUUGUUUUGUUGAUGUCACGGAGAGCCUAUGACGUCGCUGCCUCGACUGCAGGCGUCAAAGUAUACUUGAAUGGUGAAAGACUAAAGAUAAAUAAGUUUAAGGAUUAUAUUGACUUGUAUAUUAAAGGUAAAGAGGAUGAAAACGGACAGCCUUUGAAAGUUGUAUAUGAGAAGGUCAACGACCGCUGGGAGGUCGCUUUGACAUUGUCUGAUAGAGGUUUCCAACAAGUCUCGUUUGUGAACUCUAUCGCUACAACAAAAGGCGGGAAACAUGUAGAUUCUGUGUCCGACCAUAUAGUUAAGAGUGUUCUAGAAGUUCUUAAGAAGAAAAAUAAGGGAGGAGUUAAUAUUAAGCCAUUUCAAGUUAAAAAUCACAUGUGGUUAUUUAUUAACUGUCUUAUCGUGAACCCAACCUUUGAUUCACAAACCAAAGAAAAUAUGACUCUCCAAGCGAAAAGUUUUGGAUCGAAAUGUAACUUCUCAGAGAAGUUUGUGACCGCAGUAACCAAGUCAGGAUUGGUGGAAUCUGUAUUGACAUGGGCCAAGUUUAAGGCUCAGAAUGAACUGGUGAAGGCAUCAGGGAAGAAACAGAGCAAACUUAAAGGGAUUCCGAAACUGGAAGAUGCGAACGACGCGGGGACGAGGAAUGCUCAUCUCUGCACGCUGAUCCUCACUGAGGGAGACUCAGCUAAGACUUUGGCUGUGUCGGGGCUCAGUGUUGUGGGCCGAGACCAUUACGGUGUCUUCCCACUGAAGGGCAAACCCCUAAAUGUUAGAGAUGCAUCGCAUAAACAGGUCUUAGAAAAUGUGGAAAUCAACAACUUGAUAAAAAUCCUUGGAUUACAGUACAAAAAGAAGUACAACACAGUGGAUGAUUUAAAAACGUUAAGAUACGGCAAAUGCAUGAUCAUGGCCGAUCAGGAUCAGGACGGCUCCCAUAUCAAAGGCUUGAUCAUCAAUUUCAUCCACCACAAUUGGCCAGAGUUGCUCAAACUGCCGUUUUUAGAGGAAUUUAUAACCCCUAUCGUAAAAGCUACAAAAAAAGACAAAGAGAUAUCAUUCUACUCGUUGCCCGAGUUCGAGGAAUGGAAGAGGGAUACGGACAAUCAUCACACAUAUACUAUCAAAUACUACAAAGGUUUGGGUACCUCCACAUCGAAGGAGGCGAAAGAAUAUUUUCAGAAUAUGGACAGGCAUAGGAUUAGAUUUAAGUAUAGCGGUCCAACAGACGACCAUCACAUUGAGUUGGCAUUUUCUAAGAAAGGUGCCGACCAACGCAAAGAGUGGCUCACCAGUCACAUGGACGAAGUGAAGAGGAGGAAGGAAAUUGGUCUCCCGGAGAGAUAUUUGUAUACAAAAGAAACAAAAACUGUUUCAUAUUCGGAUUUUGUCAAUUUGGAGUUGGUUCUCUUCUCAAAUGGCGAUAAUGUUAGGUCCAUCCCGUCGAUGGUCGACGGCCUGAAGCCGGGACAGCGCAAGGUCAUCUUCACCUGCAUCAAGCGCGGGGACAAGCGCGAGGUGAAGGUGGCGCAGCUGGCGGGCUCCGUGGCUGAGCACUCGGCCUACCAUCACGGCGAGCAAUCCCUGGCCAUGACGAUCGUGAACCUGGCGCAGAACUACGUGGGCUCCAACAACGUCAACCUGCUGCAGCCGCGGGGCCAGUUCGGCACCAGGCUCUGCGGCGGCAAGGACUCCGCCAGCCCCCGUUACAUCUUCACCCUUAUGUCCCAGCUCACAAGGCUCAUAUUCCAUCCGCACGACGACCCUCUUUUGGUGCACGAGUACGAAGACAACCAGAAGAUCGAGCCGGUGCACUACGUGCCCAUCCUGCCGCUGCUGCUGGUCAACGGCGCCGAGGGCAUCGGCACCGGCUGGUCCACCAAGAUACCCAACUACAACCCCAGGGACAUCGUCCAGAAUAUCCUACGAAUGUUAGACGGCGAAGAGCCAAAACCGAUGCACCCGUGGUACAAAAACUUCCGAGGCACCAUUGAAGGCUUCGGAGACAAGUACGUGAUCUCCGGAGAAGCUGCAGUGCUGCCCGGGGAGAAGAUCGAGAUCACGGAGCUGCCCAUCGGCACCUGGACACAGAACUAUAAGGAGAAUGUGCUGGAGCCACUGCUGGGGACGGACAAAGUUAAGCCUGUCAUAUCGGAGUACAGGGAAUACAACACGGACACCACAGUGCGGUUCGUGGUGACCCUCCUCCCGGGCAAGCUGGCCGAGGUGGAGGCGGAGGGCAUUCAUAAAGUGUUCAAGCUGCAGACCACAAUAUCACUGACGUGCAUGAACGCGUUUGACCAUCUCAACUGUCUCAACAAAUACGAGAAAGUGGAAGGCAUACUCCGGUCGUUCUUCGAUCUGCGGCUGAAGUACUACGCGCGGCGCAAGGCGUGGCUGGAGGGCCAGCUGCAGGCGGAGGCGGACAAGCUCUCCAACCAGGCGCGCUUCAUCCUCGACAAGUGCGACCGGGGACUCGUGGUCGAGAACAAGAAGAGGAAGGCUAUGGUCGAAGAACUUAUUAAAAGAGGAUACGCGCCGGACCCCAUCGCGGAGUGGAAGAAGCGCGCGGCCAAGAUGCAAGGCAUCGAGGACUGCCGCGAGGAAGAAGCGCCCGACUCCGAGGAAGAAGCUGAACCCGAACAGGACACGGGCAAGCCCGUAGACUCAGAGAAAGCAUUCCAGCAGCUGAAGGAAGUGAAGAAGUUCAACUACCUGCUGGGCAUGUCCAUGUGGAUGCUGACCAAGGAGAAGAAGGACGAGCUGCUGAAGCAGAGGGACCAGAAGCUGGCGGAGCUCACUGCGCUCAAGGCCAAAACUUCGUCGAUGUUGUGGCGCGAGGACCUGGACGCGUUCCUGGUGAAGCUCGGGGAGGUGGAGGAGCUCGAGCGCCGCGAGGAGCUCGGCGUCAGCAGGAACACCAACAAGGCGCUGAUGGAGAGGAUGAAGGCCGCGAACAAGAAAAACCGCAAGUCGCUGAUGGACAUCGCACCGUCGGAGAGCGGGCGCCGCGUGGAGCCCAAGAUAUCGGAGGACCUCAUCAAGCGGAUCCAGGCGGCGGAGAAGGCCAAGACCAGGAAGGAGAUCAAGAAGGAGUACGAUCCAGAUGAUCCAACUGGCAUCAGUCCAGCGAGCGGCGAGAAGAAACCCAAAGGUCGGGUGAAGAAGGAGAAGGCGGAGAAACCUGAGAAAGCGGAGAAAGAUAAGGACGGUCUCAAGCAGACUAAACUCGCGUUCAAAAAGGAGCCGAAAAAGAAGAUGACGUUCAGCGGCAGCAGCUCGGAGGAUCUGUCGGGCUCCGACGCUGAUACAGCCGCGGCUGCAGCGCCCGCAGCGCCGCGAGAGCGAGCGCCCGCGCGCCGCGCCGCCGCCAAGGUGCAAAAAUACAAAGACGGCGAGGAAUCGUCAUCAGAGUCGGAGCCGGAACUCCUGGACAACAAACUGGAUGACGAGGCCCCGCGCCAGCUGGCCAUGAGCGACGAUGAGGACGAAUUCCACGUCCACAAGAACAAGAACAAGCGUCCGGCCGAGAUGGACUCCGACUGCCUAUUCGACUCCCUCAUAGAAGACACUAAGAAAGAACAAAACAAUCAUUCUCACGUGAUCUCAAGCGACGAGGACAAGGUAGUGGAGUCAACUCAAAAGAAGAAGCCGCCGCCAAAGAAGAAGCCCGCGGAGAAGGAGGAGAAGAUGGAGAAACCUAAGAAACGGCCCGCCAAAGUCAUCAGCCUGGACAGCGAUGAUGAUGACAGCAUAUUUGAUAGUAAAAAGACAAAAGCAAAGCCAGCGAACCCGCGCAAGAAGAAGAAGAAGAACUCCAGCGACUCCGAGUCGGACGUCUCUCCGGCCGCAACGCCGCCGCAACCGCGCAGCAACGCGCGCGCGAGGCCGCAAAAGAAGUACAACUUUAGUGACGGCUCCGGUUCUGAUUCUGACUGAAGGUGCAGCGAUAUAUGUGAGAAGCUCAUGGAGGCGAUAAAAAAAGGAAUAGUUUUAUAUUCUUUGAUUAUUUUUAUACAGUUUUACAUUCGAUAAUGUAAUAAUUUCGCGAGACGGAGCGACAGCGCAAUGUCCGUACAUCAAUGACGUAUUUUUGUAUGUUUGACGGCAAAAUGUAUCAGAGGUGUCAAUGUCACAGUGCAUGACAAAACGAUUGACUUUCAACACUGGAUUAACUGUUUCAAAAACUAUGACUUUCGAUUUGGACUACGUCUAACUAGAAACUAUGAACUUAAAAUUUUUAGCUUCGAAAUAUGUAAUGUAAUUUUCCUACUGAUUAGCACAGUUUAUUGAAACCAGUAUUAUUAUUUUCCUUUUUUAUAAAUUCAAAUUUAUUUAUUUGUUUAUAUAUGUAUUCAUGGAAUUUAGUAUGUUGCAAAAAAGUUUUAAGCUAUCUAUCAAUUUUCAACUUUCAGUUCAAUAGUAUAUAAAUAAAUCAGUAUUAUGAGACGUUUGUCGUUUAUUGUGACGUUUUGGCGAAUAUACUCUGGAUUUUUAGUAAAAUGACUGUGAUUUGGAUAAGAAAAUCUGAAUCUAUGGGAUUCUAAAGAAUAUUUCAAUCGUCGUGAAUGUUUAUGUGUCUGUCGACGUGUAUUGUAUAUAGUGUUUUUGUAAAUUUUAAUAUCAUCUUGCUAUUCAUGUUGUAUGGAUGCAGUGACCUUAUUUUCAAUUUUAAAUUGCUUUUCGAUUUUUGUUUGUAGCGAAUGAUACACUAGUAUUUUUUCUAUUUACAUAUAAUUCGAUUGUUCAAGUAUGUAAUAUAUUUUCUUUGUCUAUCUCUGUUUAGUCAAGUGAUCAUGAGGUCCUAGCUUCAUAUUACUUACCUGGAUCGGUGUGGGCGUCGCUACUGUUAACUAAAUUUGACAAUACAAUCAAAAAAAUUACAAGUCCAUUUUUGAUUGUCAGGUCAAGAGAUUUUAUACACUUUUAUAUUUGGGCGUUGCAGUUGUUGACAUUACAAAGGCAACAUUCGCGACGAGAUCUAAUUAAACAAACUUACAAAUAGAUAAUUCAGAUUUCCCAGCUCUAAUACGAGGGAUGUGGGUGGAUCUGUUUUUAAAUAAAUUCGUAGAAAAAUUAUAAAAAAAAAGUCAACAGCUCUCAUUGUAAAUUUGUAGUAAAGUUUGUGUGAGUAUGUUUCAUGUGAAAGAGAUUCUCAAAAUGUAAUUUGUAUUAUUGAUAAAUAAUAUUAUUAUGUGAAUAUCUCGUUUAAAUAACGCUGUCUCGUUCGCACUCGACGUGUAUAUGGAUUGUAUGAGCAGGAAGGGAAGUUUUUAUUCCAUUUAUAUACAAUAGGUUUAAUUCGGAAGGGAGCAUAGUUUAGUACGUUUUCUUCAGAAAUGCCAGUAUUUGUUGUACAUUUAUAUUUUUUAAAUGUAUUUUGCAAAUCAAAGUUGUAUCUAAUUUUGUAUGACAUACAUUUGUGAACUUUUACUAUUAGCUAUUUGGAAUUUAACACUCACACAAACAUUGUUUCAUAUUAUGUUAAUUUUCUUUUCUGUCCUCGUUUUCCAUCAAUAAUUUAGUAUUCAAUUUGAUUUAUUUAUUGAUUCUUUUUAAUAUAAUGCAGUUUGUUAUAUUUUUGGCUAUAUAAAUAUAUUAUGAAUGUCAUAUUUCGUCAAUUCCGAAAAAAUGUAAUUGUACAUCUAUAUGAAUACAAUUUGUAAAUAAAUUUUUAAUUUAAA
Plodia interpunctella (Indianmeal moth) is the source of this 6594-nucleotide messenger RNA. RefSeq names its product Topoisomerase 2 (gene Top2). The transcript is spliced from 20 exons. Gene Ontology annotation, biological process: sister chromatid segregation; DNA topological change; resolution of meiotic recombination intermediates. Gene Ontology annotation, molecular function: ATP binding; DNA binding; DNA topoisomerase type II (double strand cut, ATP-hydrolyzing) activity. Gene Ontology annotation, cellular component: nucleus. The coding region runs from base 200 to 4849 and encodes 1549 amino acids. The record is from RefSeq and is a predicted model, not a curated record. NCBI's taxonomy places the organism in Eukaryota, Metazoa, Arthropoda, Insecta, Lepidoptera, Pyralidae.